Messenger RNA from Rana temporaria (common frog), 3116 nucleotides. RefSeq names its product MYB proto-oncogene like 2 (gene MYBL2). Gene Ontology annotation, molecular function: DNA-binding transcription factor activity, RNA polymerase II-specific; RNA polymerase II cis-regulatory region sequence-specific DNA binding. The record is from RefSeq and is a predicted model, not a curated record. Bases 121 to 2361 code for a protein of 746 amino acids. Gene Ontology annotation, biological process: regulation of DNA-templated transcription. The transcript is spliced from 14 exons. Lineage: Eukaryota; Metazoa; Chordata; Amphibia; Anura; Ranidae. Gene Ontology annotation, cellular component: nucleus.
UAACCAUGACGUCAUGGCGUGUCCCCCCUACCCCGGAAAGGGCUGGCUGAGGCUGCGCGCGCAGCGGGCGGGAGAUAGGAAAUAACAAUAACGCCCGAACCUGCCGCUCCGGCGGUAGAAAUGUCUCGGAGAGGACGCAGUGAUGACUGGGAGGAUGUGCAGUAUCAGGACACUGACUCUGAUGUUCCGGAGCACAGAGAGAACCGCGUCAAGGUGAAAUGGACCCUGGAGGAGGAUGAGACACUAAAAACCUUGGUGAGAACGUAUGGACAGGGAGAAUGGAAGACAAUAGCCACGCAUAUGGUUAACCGAACUGAACAGCAAUGUCAGCACAGGUGGCAACGUGUACUUCACCCUGAUCUAGUCAAAGGCCCAUGGACUAAGGAGGAGGAUGAAAAGGUAAUAGAGUUGGUGAAGAAAUAUGGAACUAAACACUGGACUCUGAUUGCCAAGCAGUUGAAGGGCAGGAUGGGUAAGCAGUGCCGUGAGCGCUGGCACAACCAUCUUAACCCGGAAGUGAAGAAGUCGUCCUGGACGGAAGAGGAAGAUCGCAUUAUUUGUCAGGCACACAAAUUGCUGGGAAACCGUUGGGCUGAAAUAGCAAAGUUACUCCCUGGAAGAACGGACAAUGCAGUGAAGAAUCAUUGGAACUCCACCAUCAAGAGGAAAGUGGAGACAGCCGGGUACAUGAACGGACAGAAGAGCAGUGUCGCUGGUGAUCAGGAGGAGCGGGAUGACUCUACCUCUCAGACUGUUGUGGAGAAGAGCGAUCUAUGUUUGGUACCUCAGGAUGAGGCAGAUGUAAAAGAGCCUGUCGCUUCCUCUGAAAUAAUAGAAGUAAAUAUAACUGAAGUUAAGUCAGAGGUGCAUAGCGAAGGUGAAGAGGAAGAUAGUGCUGGAUCCAGCCCCUCAUCUGCUGUCGCUUCUGUGAGCUCGGGGCCAGAGAAGUGGAUGGUGGAGUAUGUCAACUACCUAGUGCCCAACAAUGACAUGAUUGAAUCUGACACUGAUGGCUGGUGUGACUUAUCUUCAUUUGACUUGGUAGAUGACUCUGCUGUCAGUGAUGUUGGAAGCCCCACACAAGCUUCCUCUAACUCUACAAAGGCCAUGGCAGGCAAUGUUACAGAAUACCGACUGGAUGGGCAUACCCUGUCUGACCUGAGUAAGGGCAGCAAGGGUGAACUGAUUCCUAUCUCUCCACGUCCACAAGGCAUCUUUGGAACUCCACCAUCCCUGCUUAAACACAAAAAGAGGAAAAUAACAUUGUCACCUGUUACAGAAAGCACUGCCAACAGCAGCACUUCCACAACAGAGGGAAAUAGUAUGACUCCGAAGAGCACUCCUGUCAAAUCUCUGCCCUUCUCUCCUUCUCAGUUUUUGAAUUUCUGGUCAAAACACGAUGCCUUAGAGCUGGAAAAUCCAUCUCUGACGUCAACACCUGUCUGCAGCCAGAAGGCUGUGGUGACCACCCCCCUCCACCGGGACAAGACGCCACUGCUGCAAAAGAAUUCAGCAUUUGUCACUCCAAACCACAAAUUUAUGGGAGACAAUGCACCUCACACACCUACACCAUUUAAAAAUGCAUUGGAAAAGUUUGGCUCAAGGCCAUUGCCCCCUACUCCUCACCUGGAAGAAGAUCUGAAGGAAGUCCUGCGAAGCGAGUCGGGAAUUGAGCUGAUUAUUGUAGAUGAGCCAAACUACGAUCGCCAUAAAAGGAAACCUGGGCACUCGCAUAGUCCCAUCAAGAAAGUGCGCAAGUCCCUGGCUUUGGAUAAUAUUGUAGACAAGGAAAUUAAGCAUCCCACAUUGUCUCUCUCAUCUGCUUCACAUAUACAGACGCAGAGCUGCGAGAGCUUCCUGUCCAUAUCUCUGAAUGAGUCUUCAUGCAGCAGCAAGGAGGAAAACAGUCUACUGAACCAGGGAUUUGUCCAGGUCAAGUCGGGAAAAGGAUCUUAUAUGCUUGGGGACACCUCACACACUGACAUUGGAGAGCUGGUUAAAACGCACGAGUCUGCUUUUCACAGAGCUGGCACAGCCAUGCCAAUAAAGACUGAGCCUGCUGCUCAUGUAGCCAUAGACGCUUCUUCCUGUAUGUUGGUGGACAUGGACAAAGUAGUGAGAACAUCACUUAAUAAAAGCAAAGCUGCAAGUCUGAACGCUGAUACAGAUGUAACAGUAAAGACCGAAAAGGAGACGGUGGCGAAGAUGGAGAAACUCAGGAUUCCAGAACCGAUGAGUCAUGCUUGGAAGAUCAUUGCUUUUGGUGGCUCCAAGGACCAGCUGCUCAUGCAAGAAAAAGCGCGAGCAAUCCUGAACGUGUACAGGCCCAGCGCUGCUUCUCGGACCCUCAUCCUGUCUUGAUAUUUCCAUUAAACAUUAUGUGUGCUAUAGAGGACGUGUCCAUCCUUACCCUAGAUAGGCUGAGAAAUUCCACAGGAUUGCCGUCAUGCGGUUGCCGCAGUUGACUUGACUGCAUUUGUACAUUCGCAAGAGAUGACAUUGCAUAAAAGUUGAAAAUGAACGUGGAUUGCGGCCAGGUUGCGUACCUUUUUGGUAUUGUCUUGUGACCAUUUGGCCUUUCAGUUUUUUGUUUACUGGUUUCAGCUCCUUGGAGCAAAGUGUGAAAAUGGCCUACACAUAUCAAGCACCUCUGGUUUAGUUUUUAUAAACAUUUAACUUGACCUCAAGUUGUAAGAUAAUUGCACACCCUUUCUGUUUGUGUGAGAGGCAAUACCUUCCUGACAUUUGCUUAUCUUGUAUAGCAUUCAGAUGCACAUAAUUCUAUUUUUAUUAUACCUUCAAGCAAAACUCCUCUCCGAACAAGCCAGCAGCGCGCUUUCUACCCCAACGCAACUUUUCAGAUCAAGGUUUCCAACUGCACAGUAUUGCAAGGAAGAAUAAUCUAAUUUAAUAAGUGAGAAUUCUUAAGACGACAUCUGAAUAUCAUUGACUUUAUUAAGUGAAUAUGUAGAGAAGAACCUGUUUAUUAUUGGAUCUAAUAAGUGAAAUGCAGACAUGGAACGUCGGAUUUCUCGAUGGUUUCUCUAGAAGAAUGUUUUGCCUUGUUACUUUGUUGACCUUGAGCCAAGAAUUGAUAAAUUAAGUAAUUAACUAUU